UACUGCGAAAAUGGACAUUGAGAACAAUUUUAUUGGUGAUUUUUUAAACGAUUUAGCCUAUAUUACGGACAAUGAAAGUAGCUCAGAGUCAAGUAAUGAAGAAGAAGACGAAGCAUACGCAAAACAAGUGAGAACAUAUCGUAGGAGCAAGUUAAUCCCGUUUUACAACACUCGCAAGGACAUCUUCACCUACUUUGAGGAAGAAAAGUUGAUCAAGACUUUCAGAUUUGACCGGGCAUCAAUUGAAAUUAUUCUAAGCUUAAUUGUUCACCUCUUGCCCAAGCGAAAGACCAAAGCUAAGCGGAACCUGGAGCCAAUUGACAUGCUAUUAGUAACACUGCAAUUCUAUGCCACAGGCACCUUUCAAAGUGUGGUUGGCAAUGUGUUACGCUACAGCCAAUCAUCAGUUUGUCGCUCAAUAUCCAUUAUUUCAUUGGCACUGGCUAUGAUAUCAAAAAAAAAGAUAGCAUUUCCAGCUGACCUUCUUACGUUGAAAAGAGAUUUUUAUGAGAUCGCUCGGAUGGCUGGUGUUGUUGGCUUUAUAGACGGCACGCACAUAAGGAUUGUGAGGCCCCAAAAUCACGAAAAAAAUUAUGUCAACCGCAAGAACUAUCAUUCUCUGAAUGUUCAGGCUAUUUGUGAUGCCAAUCAUCGUUUUCUCAGUGUUUGUGCAACAAAACCAGGGUCUUGCCAUGAUUCCACAAUAUUUAAAGGCAGUAUAAUUGGCAAGAAGUUUGAGUCUGGCCAAUUUGGAGAGCCUUUUCUGUUGGGAGACAGUGGAUAUUCCAACACCACCUUCCUGCUUACUCCUUAUUCCAAUCCUAUUCAGCCAUAUGAGGUUCGAUUCAAUCGCUCUCACAAGUCAACUAGAUGCACAAUCGAGAGGGCAUUUGGAGUGCUAAAAAAGCGCUUUAAUUUGCUGCACGGCGAGAUUAGAAUGAGCCCCACAAAGGCAUCUUGGAUUACGGUUGCUUGUUGUGUCUUACACAACAUAGCGAUUGACCGGAAAAUGCCUCUUGAUGAUCCAGAGUUGGAUGAAAUAGAUGACGAAGUCGCUCACUGCCAUCCUGCCCAGUCUGUUUCUGAUGUCUGAGCUCGUCAGUUGGGCAGUGCUAAAAGACAAAGAAU
This is a messenger RNA of Daphnia pulicaria, 1128 nucleotides long. RefSeq names its product putative nuclease HARBI1. Lineage: Eukaryota; Metazoa; Arthropoda; Branchiopoda; Diplostraca; Daphniidae. The transcript is spliced from 6 exons. The coding region runs from base 11 to 1093 and encodes 360 amino acids. The record is from RefSeq and is a predicted model, not a curated record.